UCCCAAUGAUCAUAGACUGUUAUAUGACAUAACAUUCAAUAUCAUAGAUCUACUUUAAUGUAAGAAAAAUGGCUACUUGGGUUGAAGACGAAAUUGGACGAAAGUGGGAUCGGUGUUUUACGGAUGCUAUAUUUAAAUUUGGAGGAGGAAUUCUUCUUGGUGGAGUAUUCUCCUUAUUUUUUUUCAAACGAAGAAAGUGGCCUAUCAUAACUGGGGCAGGUUUUGGAUUAGGUAUGGCAUAUGCUAAUUGUCAAGAAGAUUUGAAUUCAGCCAUAAGACAACAACAAAAAAGGGAUUGUAAUAAAGUAGAUGAAGGAAAAAAAAAUUCUUAGCAAACUUUCUGUAAAAACAAAUUGUUAUUCUGUUAGCAGGCAACAUACAAUAUAUCAAUAAACUAGACGAACUUGUAUUAUAGUGUCAUACAAAAUAAACUUUUUCAUAAUUUUAA
Messenger RNA from Apis cerana (Asiatic honeybee), 448 nucleotides. RefSeq names its product MICOS complex subunit Mic10. Gene Ontology annotation, cellular component: MICOS complex; mitochondrion; mitochondrial inner membrane. The record is from RefSeq and is a predicted model, not a curated record. Lineage: Eukaryota; Metazoa; Arthropoda; Insecta; Hymenoptera; Apidae.